Hydractinia symbiolongicarpus is the source of this 2078-nucleotide messenger RNA. RefSeq lists its product as uncharacterized. The transcript is spliced from 14 exons. Gene Ontology annotation, biological process: monoatomic ion transport. Gene Ontology annotation, molecular function: extracellular ligand-gated monoatomic ion channel activity. The record is from RefSeq and is a predicted model, not a curated record. NCBI's taxonomy places the organism in Eukaryota, Metazoa, Cnidaria, Hydrozoa, Anthoathecata, Hydractiniidae. Gene Ontology annotation, cellular component: membrane. Bases 226 to 1701 code for a protein of 491 amino acids.
ACGUUUUAACCUGCCGUGUGCAAAACAAAAGCGGCGAACCUUUCAUUUGCCAUCAUAAACUUUCCAAGAAAUUAGCUAUAUGCCAUAUUCCAUUCCAAAAUAUUGCAUAAGGUUAAGCACAGAAGGUAAAAUGUAUUAUACAAAGUUUGGGGUCUGUGCAGUGCUUUGUUUCUGCUAACUGGACAAUACCAGGCUGUCAAGAAACUGGCGGAUAUUAAUAAAAACAUGAAAAAAAUAAUAUUUCGAUUCAGCAUCGCUUUCAUGUAUGGCUUAUGUGCUGAUGCUAUUGUUACCCAGCCCUGUACUGAGAGAGGACAAAAUUGCACUUUGUGUUUAAGUGAUGGGCAGUGUGGCUUUUGUGACUCAUGCGGUGAUCACUGUCAUCUGUCAAAUACAAUGCACUCAUGGGAAAAUUGCACGAGCUGUGCUCAAUGUAUACCUGGUACUUUAAUAGGACCAAAAAAAGGCCAUACAUGCAGGCAUGAAUGGUACUACUAUGAAAAAUGUCCAGAAGUUGUAAGUGCUAAAAAAACUGUUUACGUUGGCAUUGCUUUAUAUUUGAUGAAUUUGCAUUCUGUUGACAUGAAGGCUGGAACCUUCCAUGCUGAUUUUUAUUUAUAUUUUAAAGUUCCGCCUGGCCAGACACUUUAUACAAAGCAAAAAUGUAAAAAUGAGGGAUUGAAUGGGGCUUGUUUUGAUUUAGUCAAUGCUGCAGGAUCAGCAGAGGUAUCACUACACGAAGGCAAGUAUUUCAGAGUGAAGGGAAAGUUUAACUUUGCAGCUGACUUGUCUAACUUUCCUUUCGACAACCAAACAUUAAAGAUUGAGAUUCAGGACAUGGAGAUGACAGCAAAAGAACUGCGAUGGAGACUACUAGAGGGUGAUGUAGAUGAUAAUCGACCAUUUAAAUAUAAAAGUGGUAUUUCACCCACAUUGAAUUAUACUGGUUGGGUGUUUGAUUCAUACUCAUGGUCACAAAUAGUAUACGAAAGAUAUAACCCCUUCCUGGAUGAAGGUGUAUCACGAUAUGCAUUCAGGUUUCAUAUGGCGCGACCGAAAAGAGCAGCUUUUUUCAAGAUCUUUCUUCCACCUCUUUUCAUUGUUGUCGUUAUUUGUUUUGCAUUUGCCAUUCCUCCUAGUGAUGCCACCAUGAGAGUUUGGAUAGACGGUAACUUGUUGGUAUCUUGUGUCAUGUUUCAUUCAACAAUGAGUGAGCAAGCUCCUGAUACACAGGACGCAACGUUGGCAGAUAUGUUCUUAGUUGGCGUGUAUGGAUUUAUCUUCGUUUCGUUUAUGGUCAGCAUAAUAUUAUUAAAACUUCAAAGAAAGAAAUUGUUCCAAGCAGCAGAAACCUUCUAUCGCUACGCAGAAUGGAUGGUUUGGUUUACAGCGCCAACAUAUUUUCUUCUUUUGUAUUAUAUUCGAAUCUGUCUGUAUCACACCCUUCUUAUUGUACUUCUUCUUGCUUUCUCGGUUGCCGGUGGUAUAAAAGCUUGCACGUAUAUCAGGCCGGGCUGGUUUUCAUUCCAUGACGACACAAAGUCGCUCAACUCUCCAGAUACUCUUGAAAAUGUUGGCAGUGAGUUUUUAACCAGAGUGCCUAGACUACGAACAAAAAGUGUGUCAAAGAAAAGAAGCCAAACCUCUCAGUCACGCGGAAUGAAAGAUGAGGUUGGUCUGAAGAAUCAAAAACGUACGUGACCGAUGGUCAUUAAUUCUAGAUGUCAAUUUUCCCUUAAAAAAAUCAGAAUAAAAGAAGUAAAAAGAAAACAAGAUUUAUGUGAAUAUUUAUUUAUUAAUUUAUUUAUUUAUUUAUGCAAUUUUAAAUUAGAAUUUUUAGACACAUUUUUAAUUGGGAAAAUGUAAUUCGAUGAAUUUGUAUGAACAUUCAAUAAACCUAAAGGAUCAUAUUGUUAUAUGGAUAAAAACAAACGCAGAAUGUGGACCUUAUCCAAAUGUCUUUUUUCGAAACCUAUCUAGUUAUCCCUGGAAUGAUUUUAACUUUAGUAUAUUUUACCCCUUGUAAUUUGUUUCACAGACUUUUACAAAACAUGAAGGUAUUCGAACCCAUUAUCUUA